UUCAUUGCCGAUAGAGGGCAGUCCAGCACUUAUCAUUUCCGUAAUCGAUCACACGACAACAUUGGCAUUUGACGAAUAAUUUGCAAAAAUGAUGAGUUACAUGCCUGAGAUGAAUUUUAAUGUAGACCAUGGGUAUUUGGAAGGUCUACUAAGAGGAUUUAAGAGUGGAAUUCUCAAACAGAGCGAUUAUUUAAACCUGGUCCAGUGUGAGACUCUGGAAGAUCUGAAAUUGCAUCUGCAGAGUACAGACUAUGGAAAUUUUCUGGCGAAUGAACCAAGUCCAUUAAAUGUAUCUGUGAUUGAUGACAAGCUGAAAGAGAAGCUAGUUAUAGAAUUUCAGCACGUUCGCAAUCAGUGUGUAGAACCCAUGUCCACAUUUCUGGACUACAUCACGUACAGUUACAUGAUAGACAAUAUCAUCCUCUUGAUUACUGGAAUUCUCCAUCAACGUCCAAUCAAUGAACUUAUUCCAAAAUGUCACCCGUUGGGAAGCUUUGAACAAAUGGAGGCCAUUCACAUUGCUUCGACUCCAGCAGAGCUGUACAAUGCUGUACUCGUGGACACUCCUAUUGCUCCAUAUUUCCUUGACUGUAUAUCUGAACAAGAUCUUGAUGAGAUGAACAUUGAAAUCAUCAGAAACACUCUGUACAAGGCAUAUCUUGAAGACUUCUACAGUUUUUGUCGAGAACAAGGUGGGGGAACUGCUGAUGCCAUGUGUGAAGCCCUUGCUUUUGAAGCUGAUAGGAGAGCUUUCAUCAUCACCAUCAAUUCAUUUGGAACAGAACUGACAAAAGAGGACCGAGCUAAGCUGUAUCCCCGCUGUGGGGAGCUCUAUCCCUAUGGGCUGCAGUUGCUGGCCAAGGCUGAUGAUUUUGACCAAGUGAGACAGGUGGCCGACAUUUACGGGAACUACAAGGACUUGUUUGAUGGAAGUGGUAAUGGCCCAGGAGAGAAAACUCUGGAGGACAAAUUCUUUGAACAAGAGGUGAAUUUGAUGAAGAAUUCAUUCAUGCAGCAAUUCCAAUUUGGCGUGUUUUAUGCCUAUGUGAAACUAAAGGAACAAGAAAACAGAAACAUUAUCUGGAUUGCUGAGUGUGUGGCCCAGCGACACCGAGCUAAGAUAGAUAGCUACAUUCCAAUAUUCUGAGCUCAGGACACUCACUGUAUACAAGCUUGUUAAUGCUACAAUAUAGCACUGACAGAUUGCCAAAAUGGGGGUAGUAGAAAUUUUAUAUUUAUUGAUUUUUACAUCUGUGAUUUUUGAAACAUGAAAGUAAACUAUGUUGAAAUUUAUUGAUACCAGCAAAGGACAUUAUGUUGUGUUGUAUAUAUAAGUUAGAAAAUAUUGUUAGGAAUAUCAUGUCUUAGAUGCAACAUAAUAUAAAAGUCUACCCCCAUAUGAAUAUAUUAAUUUGAUAUGUUAAGGGUACACGUUUUUGAAAUCCACUCUUGACAAUUUGUAGUUGGGUUGUAUUUCUUGCAUUCAUUUAUUGUAUCAGAUCAACUACCUAUAUCAUAACAAUCUAAUUAAAAUUAGACGUGUAAAUCCUCUCCCCCAUGAUACGCUUCAACUUAUAUUGAAGUGUAACGUAGAGGAGUGGAUUUACAAGUCUAAUUCUAAUCAGAUUGUCUAUCAUAAAAAAGUACUAGUUGUAGAAGAUUGUGAAACAAAUGGCUGACAGUACACCAUUUUGUUACAUAUAUAUUCUAGUCAGAUGUGUGAUUUUAAUUGAUGUUGACAACAGACUUGUUAAAGACGUGAAAAUGAACAAUGAUUUUAAUUGAUGUUGACAACAGACUUGUUAAAGACGUGAAAAUGAACAAUUUCCCUAUUACUGUUGAUGUGUAAUUGUUUUCAUGUUGUUGCGCCUAUAGCAUCCAACAUUUAGUAUGACAUUCCUUGUUUAAGCCUCGUCUGGUACAGUGGGCUUUUCUACAAGCUAAAUGUAUUCAAGAAAAUGUAUUAAAGUAAUUACAUAUUAUUAAUAAAUUUUUAGAGUUU
Ostrea edulis (European flat oyster) is the source of this 2002-nucleotide messenger RNA. RefSeq names its product V-type proton ATPase subunit d 1-like. Gene Ontology annotation, molecular function: proton-transporting ATPase activity, rotational mechanism. NCBI's taxonomy places the organism in Eukaryota, Metazoa, Mollusca, Bivalvia, Ostreida, Ostreidae. The transcript has 8 exons. The record is from RefSeq and is a predicted model, not a curated record. Gene Ontology annotation, cellular component: plasma membrane proton-transporting V-type ATPase complex; lysosomal membrane; vacuolar proton-transporting V-type ATPase complex. Gene Ontology annotation, biological process: proton transmembrane transport; vacuolar transport; vacuolar acidification. Bases 89 to 1147 code for a protein of 352 amino acids.